Molecule: messenger RNA, 2244 nt
Organism: Rotaria sp. Silwood1
Lineage: Eukaryota; Metazoa; Rotifera; Eurotatoria; Philodinida; Philodinidae
Source: the annotation of a GenBank genome assembly
AUGGACGUAGAGCUCUCAUUGGCCAUGGAGACUGCUGAAGAUCGCAAUGAACAGCGACGUUUAACAAGAAAUAAUCUUUCUCGAAAACAAACAAUUGUUAAUUUAAUGAAUGGUCUAUCAUCUUAUGUUAUUCCAAAAGCAAAAAAUUUCGCUGAGUGUGACGUUUCAAGUAGUGAGAUACUAAGUUUAUCAGAAACAAUGCAUACAUUUCAUGGCAAUUAUGACAUUGAUUUUGAUCUUAUUUCAGCAGCAGAUUGUAUUGGAAAUGCAGAAACCGAUGAUUUAGAUGAUGAUCAAUCAGAUGAUAAUUUUAAUUUAAUAAAUGAACUUCUUUUAUCAAAUAAUAAACAAGUUUCUUUACCUCUUCAUUCAUACACUGACAUAUCCACGAAGGAGUUUUGCACAAAUGUUCUUCGUGCUUUUCGACAAACAAACUUAUGUAAAACAUAUUCAACCAAUAUGUUGAAAUUAAUCGAUUCGGUCGAGAAUUUAUUUACAAAAAGAAAAGUAUGUUUAUCAUGUCAAUUUGAUAUUGAAUAUUCAGCUACAUCCUGUUUCAAAUGUGUAUCAAAUGAAAAAACACAAUUUGCGAACAUCUAUGAUAUUGAUUAUGCUAUAGUAUUUAGUGGAAUAGUCGAACGACAUAUUGUUGAUAUAGCUAAAUAUCGUGAAAAGAUAUUAAGUGAAAAAUAUGAUAAUAUAAAUAACGAUAUUUCAUUUCAGAAGAUUUACCGUUCUUUUUUAAACACUACCGUUCAUCAACCAUUUAUUAGCACUUUAAUUCACCUUGAUGGUAUCCCAUUGGAUACCUCAACAAAAUUAACAUUGUGGCUUCUCUCUUGUUCCAUAUUAGAAUUACCACCUCAUCUACGUAAUCAAAGACAAAAUAUGAUUAUCCUUUCGAUGUGGGUUGGAACUCGACAACCAAUUAUUAAAAUUUGGUUACGUGAAUGUAUUCCAAGUUUAAAUAAACUAAAGUCAUCAGGUUUCUCAAUUCGUGGUGGUGAACAAUGGUUUGUUUACUUUCUUGGAUUAAUCGGUGAUUGUCCAGCUAUUAAACUCGCAUUGAAUCAUAUUGGUAACAAUGGUUAUUACUCCUGCUGGUAUUGUAAAAUUGAAGGUGUUCAUAUGUGUAAUAAGCGACAGUAUCAUUAUGAAGAAGUACCAACUAUGAGAAGCAUUAACAGCUAUAGAAGUGAAUCAAAAGAAGCUGAAGUAAAAGGUGAAAAUAUAAAUGGUCAUUUAGGUUUAUCAUUUUUUCAUGAGAUACUUGAUAUACCACUUCCACAUUCGAUUUUAAUGGACUACAUGCAUAUUACAUUGCUGAGACACACUCGGAGUGUUGUUCUACAAAUCUAUGAAAGUAUUGUACCAAAAAAAAGAUCAGAAAUUGAUGAUCAAUUAAAGUUUCAACAAUUUCCACAUACAUUCAAUAGGAAAUUGAAACCUAUCAAGUCGGGACAUAUGAAAGCAUCAGAAAUAAAAAAUCUAUUGCUAUAUGGUUUAGUACCUAUAUUUUAUCAACAUCUUCAAGUCGAUAAAGCUGCUCAUAUUGCUCUUUUCGUUUGUGCUAUUCGUAUGCUUCAUGGUCCAAAAUUAUUUGGACAUGAAACUGGUCUUUUAGCUCAUGAUUUACUAUCAAUAUACUAUAAAGAUCAUUGUAAACAUUAUUAUAAUCUAGAAAAUUUAAUUGAUUUUGCUUUACAAAAAAUAAUCAAUCAACAGGAAGUUGAUAAUGUUAAACGUAAUGAAGGAGCUUUUGAUAUAACACGCUUAUCAAUCAAUAAUAUAGACGAGCUUCUGUCGUGGCAUAAACGUGUAUGCGAUUGCAAUCAAAUUGCAACGUGUAUCAUUAUCUAUCAUCGUUGUGUAAUUAAAAGUCAAACAUAUCAUUCUCUUUCUUAUCCAAAACGACAAUCAACUAACAGUUAUUUCGUAAAGUACACUAAUGAUCGUCGUGAUACACUAUUCGGAGCAAUUGAACUUUUUUUUACAUAUAAAGAUUCUACUUUGGCGCUUAUUAAUAAUUAUCCAAAUGAACAUCUAUUUUCCGAUGUCUUUGCUUCUUCUUCUUACCAUUCAUCCUUAUCAAAAUAUAUCAAUACGUACUUUUAUUUACUUCAAGCAAAACCAUCAUCAUUUCAUUAUGUACCAAUUCAUAAAAUAUUAAACAUAUGUGUUGUAUUUGAAAAGGACGAUUUUAUCAUUGUAACUCCUAUUUCUCAAGCCUAUGAACAUGAUUAA